AUGUAUAUACCUAUUAUAAUAAUUCAAGUAAGUGCCUACAUAGACCUUAAAUCUGUCAAACCUAACGUGUCCACAACGGCAACCUUAAAAUCACUCAGUAUGUCCAACUUAAAAAGUGACGCUAUCUUUGAAUUUAUUAUUGACCAAGUCAAGGCUGAUCCCGGCAAAGCCAAAUCUGUUGGUGGAGUCUUCUUGUACAAUAUUACAAAGGAUGGCAAACAAGCCAAACAAUGGACCAUGGAUUUGAAGAAUGCUAAGGUCUUUGAAGGAAAACCUGAUGGCAAACCCAACACAACCUUAACCAUCUCAGAUGACGAUUUUAUGCUCAUGGCCGAAGGAAAACUGAACCCUCAACAAGCUUUCAUGAAGGGAAAACUCAAGGUCACCGGAAACAUCAUGUUGGCACAAAAGUUGGCUCCUUUACUUAAAACCAACGCUAAACUGUAA
This is a messenger RNA of Diabrotica balteata, 447 nucleotides long. The record is from the annotation of a GenBank genome assembly. NCBI's taxonomy places the organism in Eukaryota, Metazoa, Arthropoda, Insecta, Coleoptera, Chrysomelidae.